AUGGCGCCCUCGUCGGUACCGCCAAACCCAACCGCCCACAAUGUCGCGCAGCUGCUACCGAAGCUCUCCGACACGGACCCCGACUUUCGGUUCAUGGCCCUGAGCGACCUGCACGACACUUUGGUCGUUGCGCACGCUGGGUUCCUUCAGCACGACGAUGUCACAUGCGCCAAGACCGUGGAGGGUCUCCUCGCGACGCUGGUCGACACAAACGGCGAGGUGCAGAACCAGGCCGUCAAGUGCUUGGGCCCUUUCGUGAACAGGAUCCCCGACAAGAUACUCUGUCCUAUGAUCGAGAAGCUCUCGAACCUGCAGACCGACAGCGCCGUCGACCAGAGCAUACCCUCGCUCGCCCUCCGCGAAGUUGUCGUCUCCCUGCCACGCCCUGUCGCUGGUGUCGCGCGGAUAAAGCCAGUCCUCGAUGCAUACAGCGCCAUCAGCAGGGUGCUCAUCCCGCGACUGGUCGGAUACCAUGUCAUUCAGCCGGCACAGCAGGGUCUGCCCAAGGUGCCGCAGGGGAUGCUGCAGGUGGACCUCGAGAAGGGCACAGACAGCAAUGCCAUCGACGUCUUGAUCGAGAUUGCACGCUGCUUUGGGCCGUUGUUGCAGGAUGUUGAGAUCCAGGCACUGCAGAAGAUCACAUUCGAGAUUCUCGAGAACGACCGAGCGAGCUCCAUGAUGAAGAAGAAGUCGGUCACAGCCAUCUCCACGCUGGCGGGAUACUUCCCAGACCAGUUGCUGAGCAGCUUCCUGUCGCGCGUAAUCGAGCACCUUCGAGACGCCCACCUGCUUCGCAGCAAGCGCAAGUUGUACAUCACCAUCCUCGGCUCCAUGGCCAGGUCUAUCCCUCGCAAGUUCGGCCCAUACCUGAAGACACUGGCACCCUUUGUCCUGAGCGCAGUCAGCGAACAAGAACAGGAGGAUGGCAUGGAUGUAUCCGACGAUGAGGGCGAGCGCGAUCCCGAGAUCGACGAGGUGCUGGAAGCUGCGCUCAUUGCUCUCGAGGGCUUCCUCGCCUCUUGCUCACACGACAUGCGCAUGUACACGGACGAGACCAUCGCCGCAGCCACACGACUCCUGAAGUACGACCCGAACCUCGCGCAAGACGACGAUGAAGACGAGGACGCUAUGGAGAGUGACGAGGAAGAUGCGUUGGAGGGCGAUGACUUCGAGGAGGAAGUUGGCUACGACGACGAUGAGGAUGCCAGCUGGAAGGUCCGGAGGUGCGCAGCCAAGGUCCUCUACACUUUGAUCUCCACGCGAAGUAACGGUGAUCUCAUGGACGACGGGACACUCUACAGCAAGGUCGCUCCAGCUCUGACUGCACGCUUCAAGGAGCGGGAAGACAACGUGCGCUUGGAAGUGCUUGCGACACUGUCAAACCUUGUCAAGAAGUCGGGCGAUGGGCCUUCACCUGUCAAGUUCGCCGAUGAGCACCCUCAAGGCGGGACGAUGAUGCCACCACCGAGUCGUAAGCGCCGUAGGGGUGGUAGUGACGCCAGCAUGCUCGACCUGCACGCCAACUCAUCAGUCUCACUGGGCUACUCGUCUCCAGCGCGAACUGGAACACCGCCAGUCGGCCCACGUGCCAGCCUGGGUAAGCUGAGCCCUGAGAUUGUCAAGGGUGUAGCGCAGCUUCUCAAGCAAUCAUCCUGCCCGCCAUCAACAAAGCAGGCUUCGAUUAUUCUAAUCAAGGACAUCGUCAUUACCCAACAAGGCGGCCUUGAGGGUUACCUGUCACAGCUACUUGAGCCUGUAAUAGAAGCCUCAAAGACCAGCAGCGGCUUGACAAGCAGCGCAUCAGCCACAGCAAACAGCCUCCGCAUUCAAGCGCUACAACUUCUUGGUGCCAUCGCCGAUACACAUCAUGCUAAGGACAUCCAGCCGUAUCUGUCGAGCAUCGUUCCAGCUCUCCUGAAGGGAUCGACCGAAAAGUACAGCAAGCUGUCCAUCGAGGCGCUUGCAGCGACUGAGCAGGUCAUCAAGGCUCUCACACCGCCACGAUCUGCGGCAACAGGAGCACAGAACCAGCAGUAUCUGGAGCCACUGUAUGACACAUUGGUUAGCCGCAUUUCGGCCAAUGAUGCAGACCUUGAGGUCCGCCAGAGCGCCAUCCAUGUGCUUGGGCUGCUGCUUGGCCGCAGUUCUGGCACAGAGGGACUGCUCUCACCACAGAAACGUGCGGCUGGCCUAGAGCUGUUGGCUGAUCGCCUAAAGAACGAGCUGACACGUUUGGCAUCUGUACGUGCCAUUGACUCAAUCGCAGCUCACACCAAGGCUCAGAACGAGUUGUCCGCGAACUGGGUGCAGAGUGUUGCUCUGGAACUGGGAGCACAGCUCCGCAAGGCCAGCCGUGUUCUCCGCGGCGCGAGCUUGAGCGCUCUUAGGACACUGGCUCUUAACGAGCAUUCACGGAAACAACUCGACAGCAAGACCAAGGCUCGGAUUGUUGAUCUGUUACUGCCUCUCCUCAACGCGUCUGACCUUCACCUCCUCGGACCCGCGCUUAUCAUCCUGGCCACUUUUAUCCAAGAUGACGCCAAUUCGACAUUGACGCCUGAGCUCAAUGACGCGCUCUGCCAAGUCGUACAAGGCUCGAUUAGUGGGUCGUCUCUUGAUGCGCUGUUGAAGCUCGUCCGUACGAUUGGAGAGCAGCAGGCUGGCCAAGCCCUGAUGAAGUCGCUGCUGCAAGACGUUGGCGUUGGCGGUCACCCAGAGGUAGUAGGCAAGGUCAUCGGUAAUCUUCUCGUAUAUGGAGGCUCUAGUGUCGGCGUCAAGCUUGACCAGUUCGUCACUGAGCUCGAGACCGCCCAAGACGAUAAGCGCAAGUGCCUUGCGCUGGUGGUACUAGGAGAAGCAGCACGUCGUCUCGGCAAGCAGUCAUCGGUUGAUCCCAACUUGUUCAUCAGAUACUUCUCCGUCAAGUCUGAACAGGUGCCUCUGGCGGCUGCUGUUGCUCUCGGCCGCGCUGGAGCUGGCAACAUUAGCCAGUAUGUGCCUGUCAUUCUAUCGACAAUGGGCAAGGUAUCGGCACCUCAGUACCUUCUUCUGCACGCUAUCAAAGAGAUUUUGCAGCAAGAAGAUACUGAGUCCGAGAUCAUCCCGUAUGCUUCGACACUGUGGCAAAACCUGGUCGCCGCAUCUCAGCUUGAAGACAACAAGGCGAUCGGUGCGGAGUGUGUCGGCAGGCUUACGAUCAUUGACCCCAAGACAUACCUGCCUCAGCUUCAAGGUUUCCUGAACGAUCGCAAGGCUGCUGUCCGUGGCAUGGUCAUCUCUGCGCUACGAUACACCCUCGCCGACACCGACGAGGCUUACGACGAGUACCUCAGGCCCAUUGUUGUCCCUAUGCUCACGCAGAUGCUCAAUGAGGAAGACCUCGAUAACCGUCGUCUGGCACUUACGACCUUCAACUCUGCCAUGCACAACAAGCCCGAGAUCAUCCUGCCCGCUCUGGAUCAAUUGCUCCCUCUUGCCAUGAAGGAGACCUACCAGAAGCCCGAGCUUAUCCGCGUAGUACAGAUGGGUCCUUUUAAGCACAACGUCGACGACGGUCUCGAGCUCCGCAAGUCUGCCUACGAAACCUUGUACGCACUGCUGGAAACGGCGUUCACUCGCAUCGGACCCAUGGAGGUGUCAGACUGCUUCGAGCGCAUUGUUGCCGGCAUCACAGAUGAGCACGAUAUCCGCAUUCUAUGCAACUUGAUGCUGACCAAGCUGAUGAUGAUCGCGCCCGAACAGGUGCACAGCCGCCUUGAGGCCAUUGCGUCGAACUUCCGCACCGUGCUCAACGUCAAGCCCAAGGACAACGCCGUCAAGCAGGAGAUCGAGAAGAUCCAAGAGGGCGGGAAAGGUGUGCUCCGCGUCACUGUGCUGUUGAACAAGCAGCUGGGCACAGAAGGUGCAAUUGGCCAGGACGACCCUCAGUCGCGGACUUGGGCGCAGUACUGGGAGUGGGUCACAAAGGAGCACGCACAACGUCUCAAGGAUGCCAUCGAUGAGCUCAAGGAGCGUGAUCGCUAG
Molecule: messenger RNA, 4023 nt
Organism: Didymella exigua CBS 183.55
Lineage: Eukaryota; Fungi; Ascomycota; Dothideomycetes; Pleosporales; Didymellaceae
Product: TIP120-domain-containing protein
Exons: 3
Coding region: 1-4023 (1340 amino acids)
Biological process (GO): SCF complex assembly; protein ubiquitination
Cellular component (GO): nucleus
Source: RefSeq, a predicted model, not a curated record